Messenger RNA from Brugia malayi, 987 nucleotides. RefSeq names its product C6orf153 protein, putative. The coding region runs from base 1 to 987 and encodes 328 amino acids. Gene Ontology annotation, cellular component: nucleolus; 90S preribosome. The transcript has 8 exons. NCBI's taxonomy places the organism in Eukaryota, Metazoa, Nematoda, Chromadorea, Rhabditida, Onchocercidae. Gene Ontology annotation, biological process: maturation of SSU-rRNA from tricistronic rRNA transcript (SSU-rRNA, 5.8S rRNA, LSU-rRNA). The record is from RefSeq and is a predicted model, not a curated record.
AUGGAAGGAAAAACUUUGCAACGGACAUUUCCAAAGAAGACAACAGCGAAUAAUAAUUUGAAAUCAAAGUCAAAAAAAGGAAAAGGAUGGAGAAAAUGUCGUCAGAAAUAUACUAAAUCUAUUUUUGAUGAAAGUGAUGGCACCUGUAAUAACGAUGAAACUAAUAUGAAGUCAAAACAUCAACCCAACAUAGCAGAAGAGUCCAUUAGACAUUCCUCAGAUGAGAAGGAAGUGGAAUUUACAGAACCUAAAAAGUCUGUUCAUAGUACAAUGAAUUCUCCAGUUGAGGAGCAUGAAAAAUCAGAUUUGGAUACUAUGGGAUUUCGAGCAGAAGUAGCAAAGAUUCCAUUAGGUAAAGCAAAACAACUGCAAGAACGAUUAGGGAAGAAAUUAUUCGACAAGGCAUUCUUUGUUGAAGAUUCGUCAUCUGAUCUUAACAGAAAAUCGUCUCACAAAUCUUUUGUGCGUGAAAAUCCAAAAAGGCCGCGUGAAGUGUCAUCAAAAAUACCGGUGUCGAAAUUUAGGAAUGUGUUCGAGAAUGAAAAAUUGGAAAAACCUGCAAUUGAUCCUCGAUUUGAUAGCAGAUAUGGUGAAUUUAAUGAUUACAUAUAUCACAAUAAUUAUAGUUUUCUAGAUGAAAUACGUCAACAAGAGAAAAAGAUCUUAAUGAAAGAAUUAAAAAAUACGACAGAAGCGGACGUUGUUAACAGAAAUCGGUUAAAAGAAGCACUUAGGAAGAUGAAAAAUCAGGAAAAAACACAAGCAGAUGUUAAUCGUCGUAAAGAAGUAAUCCGUGAAAUACGUCAUGAGAAUAAUGAACGGAUGCGUCAAGGUUUACCACCUGUCUUUAAGACAAGAGCACAAAUUCGAGAACUUAUAUGGCGAAAAAAGUAUGAUGAAUUAAAAGGUGGAAAGAAAUUAGAAAAAUACCUUCGUCGUAAAACCAAGAAACAGGAUAAACGAUCUAUGCUACCAAUGAAUCAAUAA